This is a messenger RNA of Macrosiphum euphorbiae (potato aphid), 444 nucleotides long. Lineage: Eukaryota; Metazoa; Arthropoda; Insecta; Hemiptera; Aphididae. The record is from the annotation of a GenBank genome assembly.
AUGGAAAAAUUAGUCAAAGUUAAGAAACCUACUGAAGAAGAAUUGAUUCACAACACUUUUAAUGCCUUACGAACGGAACAAAGACAACUUGCUACAAAAUUAUCAGAAAUCGAGCUCGAUCUCAAUGAACAUAGCAUUGUUAUUGACACUCUAAACAAGUUGGACGAUGAAAGAAAAUGUUUCAGACUGAUAGGCGGAGUGUUAGUUGAAAGGAAGAUUUGUGAUGUACUACCUACACUAAUUAAAAAUAGAGGAGAAAUGGGUAAAAUUGUGAAGACAUUGAAUGAACAAUUAACUAAAAAGGGAAUUGAAAUCAAUGAAUUCAAGAAUAAGCAUAACAUACAAGUUAAAGGUGGAGUUACCCCUAUGACAGAAGAGGUUGAAAGUCAAAGCGUCGAUAAAAAAGCUGACCAUGGUGGUUCAGUAAUUGUUAAUAAUGUUUGA